This is a messenger RNA of Danio rerio (zebrafish), 10086 nucleotides long. The record is from RefSeq and is a predicted model, not a curated record. Lineage: Eukaryota; Metazoa; Chordata; Actinopteri; Cypriniformes; Danionidae.
AACUGAGCCUUUACUGUUUCGGCUGCAUCCUUUGUGAAAGAGUUGUCAAAGUUGACCAAAAGGGAGGCGAACUUUUAUACUAACACACAGACGAAAAGUGCUCAGCUGUUCAGUGCGCGCAUGGUACUUUUCACAGAGCACCGCUGGAGGAUUCGCGGCAUUUUUCAUUGAUUUGGAUUAGAUUUUCUUCAGGUCAUGGAAAUACAAAGUGCUAACACGAUGGUGGAUGUCUGUGGCGCCUGAGAAUCAGGAUAGAUCUUGACUCCCAGUGAUCUGCUAUUUUCCACUUUAAUGGUUUUGGAAAUCAGAUUUGGCGCACACCAAGAAGACCCGCUAAUGGCACACGUUCUCUUGUUACCCCUCAACUCGUAAACCUGGCCUACUUCCUCAGUCUCCACACUGUCCUUUUGGAUGACAUCAUGGGCCUCUGUGGUGUAGGAGUAUCAUCGCUGGAUGCCAGCGCUCUGGGCCUGAAGUCUGUGAGGUCAUGGUGUCCUUUCAAGAGAAACGUGAAGCCGUUUUAAUGCAUCUGAUUACAGUUGCCACUGGAGGGCCUUGACUCAACAUGCGGGGGUGGCCCAGACAGGCCCAGGAGCAGCAGCUAAGAUGCCUAUCACCCAAGAAAAUGCCCUGAGCCAUCUCCUCCUGCUGGAGAAUUGGCUUAGGGCUCGAGAAGAGGACAGAGAUGAGGGUGAUGUACUUCGGAUGAGCACAGUUUGCAAGCCUGCCAUCCGUAAACUUGUGGAAUACAUCCAGCUAAACUUUACUGAAGUUGAGAGUCCUUUGUACAGCAUUAACCCACUUAGAGAGGAAAUUGAUGCAGAGGUAAAGGCGGUCUGUCUGAACAAGUCUGAGGAAGAUGGACCAGAGUUUGGACUCAGCUUUGGAAAUAUUCCAAUAUUUGGAGACCCCGAAGGGAAGAAGAAGGGGGUCAGGAGGAGGCGCAGGAAGGGUGAUAAAGGCCCUGUGUUGGAUGUUGGGUGUAUUUGGGUGACUGAAGUGAAAAAGAACAGUCCAGCGGCCCGUUGUGGAGAUAUUAAGCUGCGGGAUGAGCUGCUGUCACUGAACGGACAGCUGAUGGUUGGGGUUGACGUCACCGGAGCCAGUUACUUGGCGGACCAGUGCUGGAAUGGAGGCUGCAUCUACCUGAUCAUGUUGCGCAGAAUCAAACGCAAGGCUCCUCUCCCUCCAUGCAAUGGCAGCAACGGGGGCAACUUUGUGGAUGUUUCUAAUGACCACAGGCGAAGCGUCUCCUCUGAAACAGCGGGAAGCCCCACACACAAUGGACAGAAUGGGAAGCGGACACGGAAAUUUGGUGUCAUCUCCCGCUCGUCGUUCACUCGCGACAGCAAAGACAGUAAAGAUAGCCGAGAAUGUGAGCAUGAGAAUGGCUACAGCUCCAUGGAGGCGGAGGUGACGUCCCCAGAGAGCAGCAGCCCUCAGGACACCCCGACAGAUGACAGUCCAAUCACAGGCCCCUCUGAGCUGAUGAUGUCUAAUCACAUGAGGGUGGGCAGCACAGCAACCCUACCCUGCCGAUCCCGCUCACGCAUGUCAGAAAACUUCAAAACUGAGUCCAUCAGCAGCGAACCCUCCGGUCAGCCCCGCGAGGGUGGCCGGAUCUGGAAGAUGCACAUGGUGAAGGGUCAGGAUGGCCUGGGCAUCCAGAUCACAGGAGGCCGAGGGUCCAAACGCUCGCCUCACGGCAUCAUCGUGGCCCAUGUGGAGGAGGGAGGAGCCACACAGAGAGAUGGCCGUCUGAAGGCAGGCGAUGAGUUACUGAUGAUAAACGGUCACUCUCUGGUUGGCCUUUCACACCAGGAGGCUGUGGCCAUACUGCGCUCCACUGCUGGACUGGUGCAGCUGGUGGUGGCCAGCAGGGAUGAGUCCGAAGUUGACUUCCACAAGUACCCGUCCACCAGCUUGCCCGACCUAGUGAGCACGUGCUCGGGUCCGGACGCCUCUCCGUCCCCCGGGGAGGAGAAGGAGAACAUGGAGCCGGACAUGGAGGACGUGAGGGCCAGCAGUCUUUCACUGCCCACUCAGGACUUGUUUACAGAUCAUGACAGACUGGACGAACGUGGCCGGAUUGAGGGUCCCAAAGGAUGUUGCCGAAGCCCCACACCAAUGAAGUUCCGCAGCAGAUCCCAAGGUGGAGGAAGCCGUCUGGAGUCAGUUGGUGAAGACGAUGAGCUCAUAGUGGAAAACGGUGAUACAGGAAGUGAUGUAGCUGAAAAGCCGACGCGAGGAGGACGCAAACAUUCCCUCCCACAGCAGCUGGAUACAGUUGGAAUCCGACAGGAAUAUCAAAUCGUGAAGAAAUCGGCUCGUUCCCUGAGCACUGUUCAAGUGGAGUCUCCAUGGCGACUGGCCCAGCCAUCCAUAAUCUCCAACAUUGUACUGAUGAAAGGACAAGGAAAGGGUCUCGGCUUCAGUAUUGUCGGUGGACAGGAUUCAGCCAGGGGAAGAAUGGGUAUAUUUGUCAAAACCAUUUUCCCCAAUGGAGCAGCUGCAGCAGACGGGAGACUGAAAGAAGGAGAUGAGAUAUUAGAGGUGAAUGGAGAGUCUCUCCAAGGCCUCACUCACCAGCAGGCCAUUCAGACCUUUAAGCAACUUAAGAAAGGUGUAGUUACUCUAACAGUACGGACCCGCCUGAGAAGUCCCAGUCUUACACCAUGUCCCACACCCACCCUGCUCAGCAGAUCCAGUUCUCCAAACUCUAAUGCCAGUGGUGGGACUCCAGUUCCUCAAAGCUUUGAUGAGGGGGACUCUCGUAAAGGGCCUGGUCCCAAAGAUCGCAUUAUCAUGGAGGUUACAUUGAACAAAGAGCCAGGCGUGGGACUAGGCAUUGGUGCCUGCUGUCUAACACUGGAAAACAGUGCUCCUGGGAUCUACAUCCACAGUUUGGCUCCAGGUUCUGUUGCUAAAAUGGACGGCAGACUCAGCCGAGGAGACCAGCUUCUAGAAGUGGAUUCUGUGAGCCUGAGACACGCGGCAUUAAGUGAAGCCUAUGCCAUCCUGAGUGAAUGUGGACCAGGCCCGGUCAGCCUUAUCAUCAGCCGCCAUCCAAACCCUAAAGUGUCUGAACAGGAGAUGGAUGAAGUGAUCACUCGUUCCACACAUCGAGAUAGUCAUUCUUCUCACACACUCGGCCUGCCGUCCAAGAGUCCAUCUCCCACAGUCAAAGUCAAGCAGGGCGAGGGUAAUCCUGCUCUCAGCUGGACCAUGAAGCGAUUCCUAGAGCCAGCCAGCAGGCAAGGCUCAUUGAGUUCAGAGGCAGAGCUCUCUCAGUAUUUCACGGUUCACGAUGUACCCAGCCAGUCUUCCCUCUCGGAGACCAUGGCAAUGGGGUCCAGUGAUGACGACAUGCUGCACAGUAGCAGGAGCUGCAAUACGUCCAUGGAGGAAUCAGCAGCACCUCAGCCGCAUGUCUACCGUGAUGGUUCCUAUAGAGGUUCAGGCAGUAGUCCCACAACCCCUGAAUGUUGUAAAGCCUCAGGUGGCACUGGUCGUACUGCAGAAACAGCCCAGCAGGCCAGUGUGGGAAGCAGUCCGAGCUCUGUUCGCAGCCCACUUCUUCGCCAGCGGCGGGUUAUCUGCUAUGAGGACGAGCCCAGCGGUGACGAGACCGGACUUGAAGACGACAACGGCCCCUUCCGUCGCCUUCUCCGUGGGGUCUCAGACGGCCACCAGCACCAAGAGGAGGAUUCUGGUAUUGUUAUAGCCACAUCAUCUCUAGAGGUGGACGAUGAAAGCCAGGACGGCAGUGAGAGCCACAGACAGAUCAGCAGUGAGCCGACUACUCCUUUCUAUGGCAGCUCCAUUGAAUCUGAGGAAGGAACUACCGGUCUGUCAUCUGCCGAAUCUCCCUUCAUGCCCAUUCACUGUGUCGAAGCCACAAACCUGGGGGUGAAAAAAGAGCCCCAUCGAGAAGGGCAGGAGGUGAAACGCUCACCCAAGCUGGAGCACAAAGCUGUGACUCGUGUCAAGAGCAUGAUGAGCAUUGAGUGUCCAAACCCUCCACAAAGAACCAAGGGGGAAGAUCCAGCUUUAUUCCCAGCAAACCCUGCUCAGGUUACACAAAACUGCACACGGCCACCCUGCAGAAUGAUGCACUGCAAGAAAGGGGAAUCUAGUGAGCUUGCAGGGGUCUGUACCAUUGAGACAAUAGUGCUCCAGCGCGGUGAGACAGAGUCUUUUGGUCUGGAUCUGGAGAUUAAGUCUGCUCCGCUUAAAGUGUUGGUCACUGGACUGAGACCAGGAGGUGUAGCUGAAAGGGAAGCCUCAGGGAAGAUGAGCAUUGGCGACGAGAUUGUAACAAUUGGUGACACCCCCGUGUGCACAUCCUCCUAUCAGGAGAUCUGUGACCUCAUGCACAACCUGCCAAUCACAUUGACCUUAGAGAUUAAGAAACCUGUCUCAGCUGUAGAUCGACUUUCUAGCCUGAUUAUGUCCUCUGGCUGUGAAAGCUCAUCUAAACUGGAGGCAUCUAGACCUUCACCAGAAGAAAGGAAUCAUACGGACACAACUCAAAUCCCUUCAUCAGAACAUGCAAACGCGAAACAGGCAGUAACAACACACAGCAUGCCUGUCACUAAUAUUGAUGAUGUCGUAAGUGAACUGAACUCAGCAGAAAGCGAAGUGAAAGACCAAAGUGCAGAACAGUACAGUAAAAAAGAUGACCGAGGAACUGGAGCCCCAUCACAACCAAACCCUCUGGAUUUUUCUGCAUUAGAUAUGGGAAACGGUACUUGCCAUUUUCCUCUAGGAAAGACCUUUUUAAAUAGUUACUCAAGGAACUUUAGUAAUCUGGGAGAGAGCAUUGUCCCAUUACAGAAAGGAGAUGGACAUAAACCUAGUAUGUACAGUAUGGUGGAUAGUGACUCUGAGAGUGACUCCACAGACAGCGCUGUAAAAAUAGAAAAGUCUCAAGGUCAUAGUGAGGGUCCUCGUGACACUGACACAGAUGAAGAAGAAGUUGAGCUUUGCUUCAGCACUGUCAGUCAGUCUGCAUUCAGCCAAUCAGAGGGAAGUUCUCUGCCAGAUGGAAAUGGCUGUGCCACUAGGCAAUCUGUUGAUCAGCCAGGAGCAAAAUUAUUGACUAGUACAGAUCUCCACAAGCCUUCAUCAGUCUCAGCACAAGACAGAGAUCCACAAGAUCCCCUUUGUCAUGAAGUUUCAGGCAAAGAUCUUUUAAAUGGGAAAAUUGGACAUGCUCCCACACAGCAGGAGGCGGUGUGUGUGUCUAAAAUAACACAGCCAAACUGCAGCGAUGAUGAAAAAUGUGAAACUAUGUCAAAAUCUUUUCAAACCUGUCAAACACCAACAGAUACCCCUGUUACUCAAAACAACUGCCACGUCACACCAAGAAGUCAAGACAGGACAGCUAGGCUGCUCUCUGAAGCAUCUCGAUCUGCAGAAAAACUCAACACUGGGCAAGCGCCACUGAAAUUGACUGUGUCAGAGCCCAAUGCAUCACAUUAUGCCAAUGGCAAAAGUAGUGGGCAGGCCUCUCUUGCACUUGCUUCAAAAGAGAAAGAAAAAGUUCUUUCCACGCUGGACUUGAAAUCCACGUUUUCUCAGAACCAGAGUAAAUCUGCUACAUCUGUGAGAUCUUUGGGAACUAAAUCAUCUAAUGACUCCCCUGUCUCACCCCUGCUGAGAGGUAGACUCAAAGUGGAUGAUAAAAAGUCAAACACAUCCUCUAAACUCAAGGGUCUAAGUAUUAAAAGUAAAUGCAAGGACCAAGAACAGCCAGUGUCUAGAUCGCCCAGGGCAGAGAGUCCAGUACAGAGAAAAUCUCUCGUCUCCCCAAGUCAGUCACCUAAACUCCACUCCAAAAGAACCACACCAACUGGUAGCCCUAAAUCCACCAGAUCUUCUGAGAAAAGCAGGGUUUCUUGUUGUAAAACUGACCAAAAUCAAUUAACAGUCUCCACUAAUUCUAAGGUAAAUCCCAUCAACACUGCCAAAGAAGAACUCAAACCGUUAAAGAAAGAGGAUGCACUGGAUCUGAAGCAGCAGGUUUCAAAACCAGAAGUCACUGUUGGCAACACUCAAAGAACUUUCAUUGAAGUACGACUUUCAUCGUCUUCGUCAUCUACACCUGUGCUGGCUCGCAAGGAAGUGGUGAAUGCAAGUCAUUUAAGCUUAGCUUCACUGUCAGUUGAUUCUAUCAAGUGGAAGGAAUCAAAUUCAGACUUCUCUUUAGGAAGUCACACAAUCCCAUUAGAAUCAGUCAACUCUUCAUCUAGUUCUGCCCAGCAGAAUGGUGAUAAUAAGGCAAAUGAAACAGCUGAAAAGGUGUUUUGCAAUGGCCAGGAGGAAAGUCUCCUUAGGAACUCAACUAAUAAAGAUGCUGCUUCUAAUCUCAAAACAAGCAAAUCCAAGCUGUAUUUAAGAGGACUAGACCGCCGAAGCUGCUCUACAGAUGCUGGUGGAUCUCUAGACACAAACCCUUUCUCAGUUCGUCAAAGAAUUCAGUCUUUUGAGAGCCUGGCCAGUUUUGAUCGAUCUGUUAUAAAGUGUAUAGACAUACCCUUUUAUGCUGUUAACUCUAAGCCAACUUUAAAUCGCAGACUGUCGGGGUAUGCUGGAUCUGUUAGCAGUCAGUCUAUAGACAGCCGUUCGUUGAGGAGGAGUUUCAGCUCUUGUGUGGACAAUUUGAGCUCAACUCCAUCUCUACAGAAUUGGUCCACCAGUUCAACUGCCACCAACUGUGAAUCAACUCCAUCAAACCAAACCACAGAGACUGUUAUGAAGGAGAUGAAAAAUGAGACCUCUCAGAACCAGCCCACUGUACACACACCUCCAGUGCUGCGCUCCCGCAAUGCCCGCGCCCAUGGGGGUCUGUCACGCUCCAAAUUAAGAGAGAUAAAAGCGCUGAGCAUGCCUGAACUGGACAAGCUAUGUACUGAGGAUUUUACCAGUGACCCUGGAAAUGUGAUCUUUAAGACAGAGUUGGAAAUUAACCCUCGCAGGUCCAUAGACCCAUCUUCACAGUGCACUGUGGUGACCAGGGUGAGCAGUGUAGAUCUCGGGGCGCUUGGAUCAACCAGCAAUGGGGAACACCAUGAAAUCCAGGACACAGGGCUCUCAUGCUGGUCUAUAAGUUUGAAAGACCUUGAAUUUUCUCCUUUGGACCAAAACAAAGUUAAUGAUGUUCUGUGUUCCCUCCCAACCAAAGUGGAUGUGACAAGUCUCAUACAGGAAGCAAACGCUACUUCUGAGGUUAAAGAUGACGUUUACUUUGUGAUCUUAACCAAAGAGCAGGGAGCUGGACUGGGUUUCAGCAUUGCUGGAGGAGUAGAUCUGGAGCAGAAAUCUAUUACUGUCCAUCGUGUAUUUACUCGAGGGGUAGCAGGAGUGGAAGGCACCAUUCACAGGGGUGACAGGAUUUUGUCAAUAAACGGGACCAGCCUGAGUGGGAUCACACACGGAGAGGCGCUGUCCUGCCUUCAUCAGACCAGACUGCCUAAACAGGCAUUAGUGAUCAUCCAAAAAGACAAGAACGCUGAACCAACAUCACCUAGACAAGAGCUUUCCCUUCAGACUGCGGUCUGCACUUCUCCAGGUCCUAGAGAAAACAUCAGGGGGCAUAAAACAAGUGUGGAAGUGGGGCCAGACGGGGCUUUGAGUGUGGAGUUACAGAAGACUACAGCUGGCCUGGGGUUCAGUCUAGAUGGAGGCAAAGCAUCUGCUCAUGGAGAUCGACCUCUCUACAUCAAACGCAUUUUCCGUGGAGGAGCAGCUGAACAGUCCCGGGUCAUUGAUGUCGGAGAUGAGCUACUAGCCAUCAAUGGCAGGUCUUUGCAGGGUCUUAUGCACUAUGAUGCCUGGAACAUCAUCAAAAGCGUCUCUGAGGGUCCGGUUCAGUUAGUGAUCAGAAAACCCAGGACUUCAGUAUGAUGUCUGCCUGCACGCCUUGCACGUUUGUAGGAUGCCAAGCUGUGGUGGACUCUUGUUGUACAAAGAAUUUGCAUUGCUUUUAUGUGUUUGUUACAGGAUCUCUAUGAUGAAGAAUUUGUUGCACAUUGAUUUUUAUACAAACCGAGGCUUCUGCAGAUUUUUGGACUCAAAUAUGCAAGCUUAAGGUAUUUUGUAAUAUAUCUUUCAACUUUAUAUCUCACUAAUGACUUUUUUUAAAUGUAAAGCCUGAUGGUAAGAAUUAGGAGCUGUCUGUCAAAAACUUCAUCCCUUGUACAAUAUAAUUUAAUUUGGAUAUUGUGUAAAUUGAUUUAUAUGUACGGAUAUAAUUAUACGGUGAUCAUGCAAACCACUAAAGAGUGAGUUCACUCUGCCUGAUCUGAUACAUAGAUAUUCCGCGAGGCUUAUGACAUUUUAAUGGAUGUGUGAAAACUAUUUUCGUUUUCAUAGUAAUAUACCAGUAUUUUUGUUGUUCUGCUUGAGGGAUUGUACUGAUUUAUUAUAUUGAUUUAAAGGUGAAGUGUGUCAUUAGUGUGGCACCAUAGAUAUAAACACUAGAUAUCACAUACAGACCCUGAGCAUGCGUCAAUACCACCGCCACAUUUGUACAGUGCUCCCAGGACAAAUGUCAUUCAACUGCAUUAGUCAAGACUAAAGCCACGGGUGUAGUAACAAGAAAACAACAUUUCAUAGGUAAGAUUUCAUUUUUCACGAUUUUGUACGUUAUAAACUUUUGUGCUAAACAAGUAACAUUAUUGAUGAUAAUACAGUCACUUACUGCAUUCACCAUAAAGCAAAGUAACACUAACUUGCAUUAAAUUGUAGGUUAUUGCUAUAGAUUGUUGAAUAAAAUCAGCAAACAAUGUAAAUGAAAUCUGACAACAAGACUCUGCGGUGCUAGAAACUUCUAUUAUUUUCGGCUAAGUUAGUGUUUCUCAACCACGUUCCUGGAGGACCACCUGCUCCGCACAUUUUCCAUGUCUCCUUAGCCAAACACAGCUGAUUCAGAUCAUCAGCUCAUUAGCAGAGACUGAAAGACAUGUAAUAGGUGUGACAGACAAAGGAGGCAUCCAAAACAUGCAGUGUUGGUGGUCCUUCAGGAACGUGGUUGAGAAACACUGGGCUAAGUGAUGUAAUGGCUUGUUUAUGUAGUAACAUAUAAGGGUGCCUGAUAACAUAACAGCGCCUACGUCUCAAUGUGCAAUGUGAAUAUUACCAAUGUCAUACCAUUUAGAUCAGAAAGGUGGAUAUGCACAUUAAGACGCAGGAAAUCGAUGGUUCAUUUGAGUCGAUAAUAACAGAUAUUCAGUCACAAACAAAUCGCUCCAUCUGUUAGAAUAAGAAGUGAAAGCAGGAGAGGGGGCACGGAUGUUUCAGGACAUGGAUUAGAUCAAAUUUAAUAGGGAGGGAGGAUAAUACGUUUCCAUGCACACAAACACAUACUCUUUGUCGGCAAUGCCCUUGCAAUUAAAAAAUAAAUAAAUAACAUACUGACCACCAGGAAAACUCCUGAUCAUAGAUACAGAUGGCCAGUCCUCCACUGCACCUUGGUUCCACAUUCAUUUCAAAUCCAGUAAACCACAACAGUGUAGGCAACAUCUAAUGUAAAUAUCUAUUGUGUGGCACUAGCAAGAGAUUUGCUAACAUUCAGAACAAAUUUCCUGUUAUUUGUCAAAAUAAACAAGAAAUUCUACAACAAACUCAAGCCAUUGGUUGAAGCACAAGUUAAAAAGCAUUGUUUACCCUUACUUCACCUUUAAAUACUUGAAUUCAGUUCAAUUAUUAUUAUUUACAAGACAAUAAUUCAAUGAAAAGAUCAUCGUCGCCUUAUCAUACUUCAAAUAUUAUUUUUUAAAUUCAUGACAUUUCAGGUCUUUCGCUUAUGUUUGACUUUGAUCAGAUAUUUUGAGCUGUGAAUAUUUUCAUAUAUGUUCUCUUUUAAAAGUAUUGUCUGCCUGGUAACAUGUAUCCGUGCUGUUGUUAUAUUUUACUUGAAUUGUCUAUGUAAAUAUUGAGGUUCCCACUGAUAUUAUUGUAAUUUAAUUUUGCUGGUGUUAAGCACAAGUGUAUUAACUUUUGUGCAUAUGUAAAAAACAUUUAUGGAUAUUUCUGUUGUCCGUCAGCCCUUGUGAAUAAAGACAUCAGAUGUUUUGUAAAUGC